Molecule: messenger RNA, 1674 nt
Organism: Beauveria bassiana ARSEF 2860
Lineage: Eukaryota; Fungi; Ascomycota; Sordariomycetes; Hypocreales; Cordycipitaceae
Product: calreticulin family protein
Exons: 4
Coding region: 1-1674 (557 amino acids)
Biological process (GO): protein folding
Cellular component (GO): endoplasmic reticulum membrane; endoplasmic reticulum
Molecular function (GO): calcium ion binding
Source: RefSeq, a predicted model, not a curated record
AUGAAGUUCAACUCUGUUGCCGCUGCCACUGCGGCCGUCGUGCUCGCUGGAGUCGCUCACGCUGACGAGGCUGAGGCUUCGCCCGUUGCCGUUGAGCUUCCCACCUUCACUCCCACCGCCAUCAAGGCCGACUUCCUCGAACAAUUUACCGAUGAUUGGGAGAAGCGCUGGAAACCUUCCACCGCCAAGAAGGAUAUGAAGGGCGCCGACAAGGAGGAAGAGGAAUGGGCCUACGUCGGUCAGUGGGCUGUUGAGGAGCCUACCGUCUACAAGGGCACCGAGGGCGACAAUGGUCUCGUUGUCAAGAACCCUGCCGCCCACCACGCCAUCUCCGCCAAGUUCCCCAAGAAGAUUGACAACAAGGGCAAGACUCUCGUCGUCCAGUACGAGGUCAAACUUCAGAACGGCCUCGAAUGUGGUGGUGCCUACAUGAAGCUUCUGCGCGACAACAAGGCCCUCCACCAGGACGAGUUCAGCAAUGCUACUCCCUACGUCAUCAUGUUUGGUCCCGACAAGUGCGGCCACACCAACAAGGUGCACUUCAUCUUCAACCACAAGAACCCCAAGACUGGCGAGUACGAGGAGAAGCACCUCACCUCCCCCCCUACGGCCAAGAUUGUCAAGACAACGGAGCUCUACACUUUGAUUGUCAAUCCCAACAACACCUACGCCAUCCGACAGAACGGCGAGGAGGUCAAGUCUGGUUCUCUUCUCGAGGACUUUUCUCCUGCCGUUAACCCUCCCGCCGAGAUCGACGACGAGAAGGAUACCAAGCCUGAGGACUGGGUUGAUCAGGCUCGCAUUCCUGACCCCGAGGCCAAGAAGCCUGAGGACUGGGAUGAGGAGGCACCCUUCGAGAUUGUCGACGAGGAUGCUACCAAGCCUGAGGACUGGCUCGAUAAGGAGCCCCUCACCGUCGCUGACCCCGAAGCUCAGAAGCCCGAGGAUUGGGAUGAUGAGGAGGAUGGUGACUGGGUCGCCCCUACCGUUCCUAACCCCAAGUGCGCCGAUGUCUCUGGCUGUGGUCCUUGGGAGAAGCCCCUGAAGAAGAACCCCGACUACAAGGGCAAGUGGACCGCUCCCUACAUUGACAACCCCGACUACAAGGGACCUUGGGCUCCUCGCAAGAUCAAGAACCCUGCCUAUUUCGAGGACAAGACUCCCGCCAACUUUGAGCCCAUGGGAGCUAUUGGUUUCGAAAUCUGGACCAUGCAGAGUGACAUCCUCUUUGACAACAUCUACAUUGGUCACUCGGUAGCCGACGCCGAGAAGCUUGCUGCCGAGACAUUUGCUCCCAAGCACGCCGCCGAAAAGGCUCUGGCUGAAGCUGACAAGCCCAAGCCUGAGGACCCCAAGUCGCCCUCUGACCUCAAAUUCCUCGAUGACCCUGUCCUCUACGUCCGCGAAAAGGUUGAUCUGUUCCUUACCAUUGCUCAGCGCGACCCCAUCGAGGCCGUCCGAUUCGUCCCCGAGGUGGCUGCUGGUAUUGGCGCCAUUCUCGUCUCCUUCAUUGGUCUUGUCCUUGCCCUCAUUGGCUUCGGCAGCGGCGCCGCUCCCGCUCAGGGCAAGAAGGCUGAGAAGAGCAAGAAGGAGGAAGGCUCCAAGGCCACCACGACUGGUGCCGAUAAGGGCAAGGGUGAAGCUACUAAGCGUAAUACCCGUAGCCAGAACUAG